Triticum aestivum (bread wheat) is the source of this 2589-nucleotide messenger RNA. RefSeq names its product MACPF domain-containing protein At4g24290. Gene Ontology annotation, cellular component: plasma membrane. The transcript has 3 exons. Bases 390 to 734 code for a protein of 114 amino acids. The record is from RefSeq and is a predicted model, not a curated record. Lineage: Eukaryota; Viridiplantae; Streptophyta; Magnoliopsida; Poales; Poaceae. Gene Ontology annotation, biological process: regulation of salicylic acid mediated signaling pathway; plant-type hypersensitive response.
UUAAAGAAAAGAAAACCCCCAGCCACCCCGAAUCAGUCCCACUCCCGUGCGUGCUGGAUAGCUAGGGUUCCCCGCCACCCUCACCGGUCGCCGCCGCCCUCACCGGUCGCCGCCGCCGCCCUCACCGGUCGCCGCCGCCGUCGGUCUGCCCUACAUGGCCGGAGGAUAGGCCAUCCUGCCGGUCCAUUCCCGCCCCACCGCGAGGGAGGAGACCACCCCGGCGACCUCCCCCCGUCCCCACCGCCGCCGCCGCUCAUCCCGGUCCCGUCCUCCUCCCCCGCCUCGCCGCCUCGCCGCGGCGUCCGUCCACCGCCGGCCAGCGAAGUCCCGGGCUCCGAUUCGCGAAAAGGGGUGCUGAAGUUUGUUCCGGCGCCGUGGGAUGAGCGAGGAUGGCGCCUAGGGACAGCAAGGAGAUGCUGCAGCGGGCCGCCGAGUCCGCCAUCCGCUCCAUCGGCCUCGGCUACGACGUCGCCGCCUACGUCCGGCUCAAGUUCUGCAAGCAGCGCGGCUCGCCCGACCCCUCGCUCAUCGAGCUCGACCGCGAUGGGACCCAGGACAUCGUGCUCCCCGGCAGCCUCACCACCGUCGCCGGCGUGCCCAAGUCCAUCAAGUGCGACAAGGGGGAGCGGAUGCGGUUCCGGUCCGAUGUCCUGUCGUUCCAGCAGGUCAGGAGAGCAACAACGCACAUGCAGCACAGAUUUGUGCGUCUUCUCCAUGCAAUCUUGUUUACUUAAUCUUCAGCCUGGGCCAUCUCUGUCACCAACGCCUACAGCCUGGGUAUGAACCUCUCUUCUCUACUUCAUCUUUACUGAAUGUGCGUAUUCUCUGAACCACUUAUUCUUUGUCUACUGAAUUUUAGUGAAUGUGAGAUGUACUCCUGUAAACUGAGAUGUGCUUUUGUAAAGUGUGUUGUCAACUUGUGAAUUUUAGUGAAUGUGAGUGAAAGUUACUCCACAAUGUGAGUAAAAAUGUUGAGCUCCUCUCAUUCUUUUCCCCAAUUCAGUAUUGUUGUGUAGAAAUUGAUUCAAAAAUUCAGUACUCCUAGGCCAAGAGAGAGAUUAUGUUAAAAAUUCAGUUAAGCAGGCAUGGUAAAAUUGAGUUGGAAAAUCAAAAUAAGUGAAUGGAUACUGCUUGAGUUGGAAAAUCAGUGUAAAUCUACUGUAAAAAUUCAGUACUCCUACACUUAGAGAUUAUGUUAAAAAUUCAGUUAAGCAGGCAUGGUACUCUUAUUUUGGAGUAAAAAUUCAGUUUAAAAGUCAGUUAAAAGUCCAGUUUUAGAGCUUGGCUCCUGAUCUGACUAUAAAGUGUACUGCAAGCUUAUUGCUAGCAAGUUUAAAAUUCAGUAAACACAUGAUUCAAUGCACACUUAAUACACAUGACCUGCUUGUGCUUGUGACUGACUUGGACACAUGAUUCAGACACACAUGUAUUCAGACACACAUAGCAGGUCUGAAACUCCUAGGAAAUCAUUUGCAUAUUGUCAACCUACUGUGAAAUGAGUAAUAGCUGCAUCUUCCAGGAUAGUAUGUGGGCCUCCUAAUUAGUUGUAAACCAAAGCACUUAGACAUUUUCAAUCAUGAGUAAAUCAGAAACUAGUCUCAGCUUGAGUAUUGAUCUUGUGCAUUUUCCUUUCUUUUCAGUGAACUAGUCUCAGCUUGAGUCCUGGUCUACUGUAACUCUUCUUUAAAAUUGUUUAAUUGACAAAUCAUUUUAAAUGGUGUGCCCAGGUUUCAGUGAACUAGUCUCAGCUUGAAAUUUGGUUCAGUUAACUCCAUACAAGGGUCUCUUUUUGGUUAACAGUUUGGAGUAUAGAUUAACUGAAACCUGACAUUUUAACUGAAUUUUACCUUCUUCCUUAGGAACAUGAGCUCUGGCGGCAACACAAAGAAUUCAGUAAACACUAUUUUUGCAGAAUUGUUGUUGUCAGUUAACUGAAACUACAGCACAUUCCAAUCAAUUGGCUGCAGUAAAGAACUGAAGAGAUGGUAUGAUAACAACUGCUCUAUUUGUUCUAUCUAAUCUGUUCUUUUCUAUUUAAGAAAAAUAUAAGCAUGCAUUUACCAGUAGGCGAGAUCAUCUAGCUAAUUUGUAGUGUUAUUAUUGUCUAAAUAGGAACAUUUUACCUCAUUAAAAGUACAGCCAUCUCCAAAACUACAACACAUUUAGCUACUGAACAUUUACCUGGUGAGAUGUUUAGUCAUGCAUCCUAAUUUAGACGUUGUUGUGUGUUUAAGUAAUCUGUCAGAAGUGUUUAUUUCCACGCAUGCAUUAUCAAAUUGGUUGUGAGCCGUAAGGUGGAAUGCUUAGUAUUUUUUCUCAUACAGGAAACUUGCUCAGUUCAAUUAAUUCAGCUCCAAUGGCGGUAUCUGUAAGACAUGGAAGUGUGCAAUUUUUCUGUAUGUGCUCUCAUAUUUUUGCUCAUGCAUGCUUUUUUCAGUUAGUUUUUCCCACAUUUUGGAAAGAACCAUGCACAAAGGAAACAAACACUUCAUCUGAUGGUGUACCUUCUUAAGCUAGCAGUACUCUGAUGGAGUACCUUCUUCAGAGGGCAAAUAACACCAGCAGCAGCAGUCACGGCGGCAGUCAACA